Molecule: messenger RNA, 1404 nt
Organism: Canariomyces notabilis
Lineage: Eukaryota; Fungi; Ascomycota; Sordariomycetes; Sordariales; Chaetomiaceae
Product: alcohol dehydrogenase GroES-like domain-containing protein
Exons: 2
Coding region: 265-1359 (364 amino acids)
Molecular function (GO): oxidoreductase activity, acting on NAD(P)H
Source: RefSeq, a predicted model, not a curated record
CUUCUGUACAGAACUAGUAAUCCUUCCAGAAAUUCGAUCAUACCGGCAGCCGCGAGGGCCUAGUGCAUUUCAGGGUCGCCGUUAGACAAGAUGCGAUGUCUUGUCCCAUCAUCAUAGUAUACGGCAUACGCCAGGCGCUUAAGUAGUUUAUCCCACUAAAAAGGUAGAAGCAAAAAGUUCAGAGCAUACGGAAAAAGUCUUCAGUGACCUGCACCAGCAGUCGACAAGAUAGUGAUUCAGUUUCUUUGCAAACACAACCUGAAGAUGGCCAAACCUUCAACCAUCACGGCUCUCAUCCAAGCCCCAGAGGGCGGGAGCCCGCCCGUCGUCUCUCACUCUCAGCCCAUGCCCCAAAUUACAGAACCUCACGAAGUCCUCGUCCGCGUUCUAGCCGUUGCGCUCAACCCAACCGACUACAAGAUGCCCGACUAUCAUCCCGUGCCCAACGCCGUGAUGGGCUGCGACUUCAUGGGCGUCAUCGCUGCCGCCGGCUCUGCCGUCGACAGCAGCGCGUGCAUUGGCACACGUGUAUGCGGUCCAAUGCACGGCUCCAAUCCCGGGAACCCUAGCUCGGGAGCGUUUUCCGAGUAUCUGAUUCAAGACGAACGCCUCCUUGUCCGCGUUCCCGACUCGUGGAGCGAUCUCGAGGGCGCCGCGCUUGGGGGUGUUGGAUGGGCGACGGUGGCGCUGGCCAUGGAAGACUCGCUGUUGCUCACGGGCACGCCGUCGAAGCCGGCUGCGCCUAGACCUGAUGGGACGAGGGUGCCUGUGUUGGUGUACGGUGGUGCUACGGCUACGGGGACUAUGGCCUGCCAGUUGCUGUCAAGCUCGGGCUACAACCCCAUCGCGACGUGCUCGCCAUCCUCGUCGGCGCUCGUUCGAAAAUACGGCGCCACCCUGACAUUCCCUUACUCCUCCCCAACAUGCGGAGAGACAAUCCGCGAUGCGACAAAAGGUUCCAUUAGGGCAGCCAUUGACUGCAUCACGACCCCAGAGUCGGUCAAAUGCUGUUUCACGGCUCUUGGUCGGGCCGGUGCACGCUAUGCCUCUCUCGAACAUGCCCCCAAUGAAUGGAGGACUCGAAAGGCGGUCAAGAUGGAUAUGCCCAUGACUUAUGUUGUCAUGGGUCGCGAGGUGAAGCUCGAUGGGCCUUACUAUCGUGAAGCCGACCAAGCCAAGUUUGAUCUGGGCGCUCGGUGGGCAAAGGAGGUCCAGACUCUGGUUGACGAGGGACGGCUCAAGUGUCAUCCAGCUCGGGAAAUUCCCGGGAAAUGGCAGGGCAUUAUUCAGGGGCUUGAUAUGAUUAAGAACGGCCAGGUGAGGGGGCAGAAGCUUGUAGUCCGCGUCGGAAGUGCCUGAAGUCAUCCGCUACUCCUUCAGUGUUUCUUGGAUUAUUAGACAGGC